CAGAGGAGAACAGCAGCUCGCUCACUGAGAGGAGAAAACGUGCCGACAAUGAACACCACAUCUUGUCAAAGCAUCUACUUUAGCUUCCAAACAAGAUUCUUGCCUCCAGUUUACGUCCUGGUAUUCAUCAUCGGGCUGGUGGCUAACGGAUGGGGCCUGAAGUCUUUGAAGCACAACUGGAAGAAACUUGGGAAUAUCAGCAUCUUUGUCCUUAACCUUGGACUUGCAGACGUUUUGUAUCUGCUUACGCUCCCCUUUCUGAUAAUAUACUACUACUUCACCGGAACCAAAUGGAUCUUUGGAGUUGCAUUCUGCAAGUUUACAAGAUUCUGUUUCAAUGUGAACUUAUACUGUAGCAUUGGGUUUCUUACCUGUAUAAGUGUGUACAGGUACCUGGCCAUUGUCCAUCCGAUGAGAGUGAUGGGAAGAUUGACUGUGACACACUCUGUGGCUAUCUCAGUCCUGGUUUGGUUGUUGGUAAGUGUACAGAGUCUUCCAGACAUGGUCUUCCCCAAAACAUUGAGUAACCAGACAGAGAAAUGCUUUGAUACCACUUCUGAGGAAUACGUAGAGGACUACCUGAAGUACAGUCUUGGAUGGACAUUUGUUGGAUUUUGUCUCCCAUCCCUCAUCAUACUGGGCUGCUAUGGACAUGUAAUUGUUUUUCUUUGUUACAAAAAAAACAUUGAUGAGGUCCUGAAGCAAAGAAGCUUGAAGUAUUUGAUGGUCUUGAUCCUUCUCUUCUCUGUUUGUUACAUCCCCUACCACGUACUCAAGAACCUCAACCUCCUGUCGAGAGUCCUGACCAAACAUAAAAUAUGCCAUGAAUGGUCAAAUGGAGUCUACAUUGCUCAUCAAAUCUGCCGAGGUGUUGUGUGUCUGAAUAGUGCUCUGAACCCUCUGGUUUACCUCCACGUAAAUGAGAAUAUUUUUACUCAGCUGAGACAUUUUCUCCAGAGAAUCUGCUUCAGUGUGAUGGAGCUGUCCUCCAGCAGUCAACAAGCUGUUGUCCUGGAAAUGCACACCAAGGAGUCAGGUCUGCAACAAUAGAGUUCAGCAUGUUAUUCUAUGCAAAUUUACAAAAGCUUAACUUUUUUUGUUUUGUUUUGAUUUUUUGUUUGUUUGUUUGUUUUUGUUUUUUGAGACAUGGGAUUUCAACAGAAGUGACUGCAUUAAAAUGUGUUAAUGUGUCCGAGUAAAUUAACCUGGAACAUAGAAAAGAAGUGUAAAUGGUUGUCUCCUAAAAUAAAACCACAUUACUUUCAAUGAAAGCCAAGUCAACUUUAUUUAUAAGCACAUGUAAAAAACAUAUAUUGAACAAGGUGCUGUACAACUAAGAGAGAUAAACUACAAAUAAAACUUGGACUAAACAACAAUAAAACAGAUAUAAAAUAAAUAAAAGACAACAAAAAGAUAAGCAUGACAUUAUUUAGCAAGAAAUGUCAAAACUUUGUCUGGUUUAAAAGCUCUGGCUGCAGAUAAUAGCAGCCCAAUUAAUCUAGGAAUGAGUAAAGUAAUCCUAGGAAUGAGUAAAGUAAUCCUAGGAAUGAGUAAAGUAAUCCUAGGAAUGAGUAAAGUAAUCCUAGGAAUGAGUAAAGUAAUGUCUGAUGAGGAAUUGUGCUACAAAAGUGAACAUGAGCACUUUUUUCUGGUGUUUUCAGGUAAUGAAGCACAAGAUAGUAUUAUGUAAGGAAGAGUGAAUACCUCAUCAUUAACCACAUCAUCGUCAUGGAAACUAACAGGACUUUAAUGAUUCAUUUUAAAACGAAGUCAGAGUGCCUGUCCUAUGCUACGUGUUAGGAUUCCUGCUUUAGUGUCUGCAAACAUCUUCUGGACCGUAGUAUCUCGUGGUGCUGCCUGUACACAGGAGCCUAUUAAGAAGAGGUUAAAAUAAUACAUUUUUUAAUGUCACCAGACCGUUUUGAGAACUGGUGUCUAGUCUCUAGUUGCUUAGAAAUGGGAGGUAUGAAAAAAACAGGAUGCAGAUGCAUAGAUAUUCAGUAAACUGUGAAACAGUACAGGAAACUGUGAUACCACCAACUAUGUGGUUUCAUGAUUAUACCUCUCCAACCUUUUUUUUUUUUAUCUUCAUUCAAUUUUUUUUUUUAUUUUGUUUUUCUUAUUACCAUAAUUAUAUUUUACUAUAAAUAUUUAAACUUUUCAAAUGACUUUGUUUGGUCUCAGCUGUGCGACGUUAAGACCAAAAAAAAAUUUCAUUGCCAUUGAUGAUGCAUGUUGUUCUAUGGUACAUGACAGUAAAGAAACUUAAAAUCAUUUCUCUCUAAUUUAGAAAAUCAUCACAUUAAUCAAAUCAUUUUGUGUGUAUGAGUGUGUGACAGAGAGAUGGAUUAUGUGUUUGUUUUUAAAUUGUUAUGUUAUGUUAUGUUAUAAAUGUUAUGUUGUGUUAUGUU
Melanotaenia boesemani (Boeseman's rainbowfish) is the source of this 2411-nucleotide messenger RNA. RefSeq names its product P2Y purinoceptor 1-like. The coding region runs from base 49 to 1050 and encodes 333 amino acids. NCBI's taxonomy places the organism in Eukaryota, Metazoa, Chordata, Actinopteri, Atheriniformes, Melanotaeniidae. Gene Ontology annotation, cellular component: membrane. Gene Ontology annotation, biological process: G protein-coupled receptor signaling pathway. The record is from RefSeq and is a predicted model, not a curated record. The transcript has a single exon. Gene Ontology annotation, molecular function: neuropeptide receptor activity.